Messenger RNA from Saccharomyces paradoxus, 591 nucleotides. It is a transcript of the gene NOP19, whose product is annotated as Nop19p. The record is from RefSeq and is a predicted model, not a curated record. The coding region runs from base 1 to 591 and encodes 196 amino acids. Gene Ontology annotation, cellular component: 90S preribosome. Lineage: Eukaryota; Fungi; Ascomycota; Saccharomycetes; Saccharomycetales; Saccharomycetaceae. The transcript has a single exon. Gene Ontology annotation, biological process: ribosomal small subunit biogenesis.
AUGAGUAGGGCCAAAGAAUUACAAGAAAAGCUCAAUUUGCAAGCCAAACUUCAGUCAACUUUCAGUAACAAUACAGCUGCGGUUUUAGACUGGCUGAAAGAAUCGGAUGAAACCGGUGACAGCACUGAUACAGAACGUAAUAAACAGGUAGAAAAUCAUAAAGAGUUGGAGGAUGGCAAGAAGGCAUUUUUCAAACUUCCCGUUUUGCAGAUUGGGUCGGGCCUACACUUUCGCACACAAGAUGACGUUUCUAGUAAAGAAGAUAUACAUACGAUUGGUGAAUUUAUUGAGGGUGAUAAAAAGGUAAGUUCGUUGGCAAAGAAAAAGAAAAGAAGCGACCAAGGGUUGCAGCGAAAUAAUAUGUACAGAAUCACUAAAGAUGAUACCAAAGCCAUGGUUGCGCUAAAAAGAAAAAUGAGGAAAGGUGAGAGGGGAGGACUAAGAAAGAAACAAGAGCAGACCAAAAGCAAUAUCUCGACCUCGUAUAGUUUUAGCGAUGAAGAAAAUGGAGACGUAGGGGCAAUGCCGCAAAAGUCUACAAAAAAAACUUUUGGUUUGCUUUUUGAUAAAAAAAAAAGAGCACGUAAAUGA